GAAUGAGCUUUCAGUAGACAAAACUAAAAAGAAGAAAAGAAGAGAACUGACUGAGGAACAGAAGCAAGAAAUUAAAGAUGCCUUUGAGUUGUUUGAUACAGACAAAGAUAGAGCAAUAAAUUAUCAUGAGUUAAAGGUGGCAAUGAGAGCCUUGGGUUUUGAUGUGAAAAAAGCUGAUGUACUGAAAAUACUUAAAGAUUAUGAUCGAGAAGCAACAGGCAAGAUCACCUUUGAAGACUUUAAUGAAGUUGUGACAGACUGGAUAUUGGACAGAGACCCCCAGGAAGAAAUACUCAAGGCAUUCAAGUUGUUUGAUGAUGAUGACUCUGGUAAAAUAAGUUUGAGAAACCUGCGCCGGGUUGCUAGAGAAUUGGGUGAAAAUAUGUCAGAUGAAGAACUACGGGCUAUGAUUGAAGAAUUUGAUAAGGAUGGAGAUGGAGAAAUCAGUCAAGAAGAGUUCAUUGCUAUUAUGACUGGAGAUAUUUAGCAUCAGAAGAAGAGAAGUUAACUCAGCACAAAAGGGAGGAAUCAUUGGCAGCUUCCAUUACACUGUUUUGUACUUCCAUUCAUUUCUGUAGCUGGAGUGAUGCAGAAAAUUGCUUUCCUCACAGGACCAAAAUAAAGACAGGUUAUAUACACUGAUAGUUCAGUAUUUCAUAUCGUUAAAUAUUCUCACUAGAAUAAUUGAUAUAUCAUUUUAGAACAAGUAAGUAAUGCUGCCUUUCAGAAUGUUCGAGUACUCAUUUGUAAAAUAGCUUUGUAUAGGAUUUCUAAAUUAUAGCAUAUUAUAAGAACCUUACGAGGUUGACUUUGUGUUAGCAUUAGCUGUGGCCUUAGUUUUGAUACAUAAGGUUUGACAAACUUCCAUUUUAAUAAAAUGUACUUUACUA
This is a messenger RNA of Opisthocomus hoazin, 890 nucleotides long. The record is from RefSeq and is a predicted model, not a curated record. Lineage: Eukaryota; Metazoa; Chordata; Aves; Opisthocomiformes; Opisthocomidae.